Molecule: messenger RNA, 1098 nt
Organism: Funneliformis caledonium
Lineage: Eukaryota; Fungi; Glomeromycota; Glomeromycetes; Glomerales; Glomeraceae
Source: the annotation of a GenBank genome assembly
AUGAAUAGGACGAAAGUUACGGUGGCAUGCCGAGCAUGUCAAAAGAAGAAGGUAAAAUGUACGGGAGUUUCUCCUUGUUCGAAUUGCCUCAAGACCAACCUUCGAUGCGAGUUUACCGGGACCGCAAAGAAACGUGGUCCACGCAAUGGUAAUGUCGAGGUGAUCAAAAGUUCUGCUCGUAGGAUCGAAUAUGUGAUGCGAAAGAACCCGAAUCUGAGAGAUCAAAUUAAUCAUAUGUUGGCACAUAGCAACGCUCGUCCUGAUGCUCGUUCGGCGAGACCUUCCUCAGUCAUUCCCCAUGACGUACCUAUAGUCUUAGUAGAAGAUGAUAGUGGAAUCACUACAGACGCUUCUCAAUCUCACGGAAUUCCACCUUCAAUUAGGCGCACCUCUCUUCCCUCCAAUUCAAUUCCGCCUAUGCAAGAAUAUUUUUCACCGGAUGAACAUGUUUCACAUCCUUCCUACAAUCCCGAGACAAUCAAUUUACCCCAGCCGCAGUCACCUGCCUUGCUAAAACCCGUUCCUGUGUAUCCUAUGCGAAAUCACGUGGCAAAUGAACGACCUGAGGACAAUUAUUCGAGACAUAAUCCUACGUACCUUGGAUCAAAUUUUGUUCCUAUCCCCCCAAUGGAAACUUUACAAACAAGCACAGAUCGUAUGAAAUUACCGAUGCCCAACCUUAUCGCUUGUAAAAAAAGGUCAACACCUAUGCCAAUUGUCAUUACCUCUUCCGGCAUUGAAGUCUUGCUACCUCCAGCACCGGAUUUGGCAAAUCCUCUUUCACCUCCGCCCUCCAAUCAAAAUCAAAAUCAAUAUCCAAUUGAUUUACCUCCAUUGGCUCUUUCAGUUCCUUAUUGUAAUAAAUCAUAUCCUGAUAUGAAUACACCUCCAAUGUCGACUGUUCCUUUGCCAUCGCCGUCAUCUUCUUCAGAUCUUUAUAAUAUGACUUUUGAGAAGUCUCAAGAAGAUUCGUGUCCCCCAACUCCGCCAAACUCCUUGUCUCCACCAUUGUCUCCUCGUGAUACUUGCCUACAUGUCGAGCGUCCAAUGACAUGGAUGAAUAAGAAAUAUUCGUUCAACUAUUCACAACAAUUAUAA